Molecule: messenger RNA, 3737 nt
Organism: Perca fluviatilis (European perch)
Lineage: Eukaryota; Metazoa; Chordata; Actinopteri; Perciformes; Percidae
Product: sentrin-specific protease 1
Exons: 18
Coding region: 499-2670 (723 amino acids)
Biological process (GO): protein desumoylation
Cellular component (GO): nucleus
Molecular function (GO): deSUMOylase activity
Source: RefSeq, a predicted model, not a curated record
UGUGCGAUGGUUAAGUGUCCUAUUCAGCCAUGUUGUGGUUUUGAAUGAGGAAGAAGCGGGAGAUAAUAGUCUUCUACGAGUUUAUAUGCAAUUUAAAGUCACGUUAAGGAUAUAUAAACAAGUUAGGUUGUGACUCAAAAUGAUAACCGUUUUCCCGAACGCGUUGGUUGCGACUUGUCGCAUUCCUAUUGGAAUUUAUACAUACUUCCAUUAAUUAGCCGUGUUGCUAGCAACGUUAGCUAGCGAGGUAGUUAGCACAGCGUGCUAGCUAGGCAACUAGCUUAUUCUCAGCUAGCUAGCUAACGGUUAGCUCGUUUUGUGAGAAAGUAAAAUGAUAAUUGUAAGAAGUGUUAGCCUUUAAAAUAGCCUCAGCUAACCUGCCUCGGUUGAAUGAAGCGCAUUAGCUUCAUUUGGUUUGAUUAUAUUGACAGGUAGACUGAAAGCAGCUAUAGCGAUUUAUCUUUAAACCAGUGGCGUUAUUUCUAAAACUUUUCAGUCAUGUUGAAUAAAAUCUACGAAUGGGUCAGCUUUGGUAAUGUUCGCAAUGGUGUACCAGCUGCGGAGCACUCUGAUGCACACCGGGGAUCGGGAGAUGGUCCGACGAGGAGGAAAAGACCAAUUGAAUGUUUGGAAGAUGGACAUAACAUCGACCAAGAUGGCUUAAUCAUAAAGAAAUCUCGAAUGGGAGAUCUUAUUGACACAGUCAAGGUUGCAGCUGAAGGGGUUAAGAGUCACAGCUUCAGUGUGGCAACAUGGAUGAGGAACAAUGUGAGCCCUGCCUUGAGAAAUAUACUGCCAGCCUCCCCUGGUCCUCCACCUGGAGAACCUCAGCCACAGCCCUCUACAUCAGCAGCAGUCUGGGCUGGGAUGCCGAUUGUUGAAAGGAACUGUAUGGAUGAGACAUUCGCUGCUCCCUCGACAACUUUGGAGUGGAAAACAUCCAAAUCGGAAUGGUUGCGCAAUGAGAAGUCCAUCAUGGGAUCAAAAGUCUGUAGGCGACAAGUAUGCAUGAGUCCUACACAUCGUGAAGUGCCAAAAACAAAUGGGCACUCAGUCAACUUGCCACCCUCCAUCACCCCUAAACUGCACCCCCCUCCAAGGCUAGGCAGGCCCCUAAACCUCCGACCAUAUGGAACACCAAGUUUGUAUAGUGGGGUGGCAAACAGCUCCUGUACCAGCAUGUAUGAGAAGACCUUUCCUAUCAAAGUUGUGCAGAGCCCAACACACAGCACCUCAUCAGGGCGCAUGCACAAUGCCAGGCCCUGCAGCACAGCACAGGAGUCUGUCUGUGACGAGGAGAAGGAGGUCUACAGGCAACUUCUGACCAUGGUCUCUGGUGGUCAGUCGUCUUUCCUUCACAACGGCAGUUCACACGCCAUCGUGAGAUCACACAGAGAUUUCACCAGCUUCCUGACCACCAGCCGCAGACUGCUACAGUUCUCUUCCCUUAGUGGGUCAGCAGCAGGAGGAACUUCAGAGGGGCCCAGCAGCCCCCCCAGCCCCAGGGUGAUGUCUAGCCAGAGCUCUAGCAACCUCCCCAGCCCAGUGGGGGCCUCCAACAGGCCAGAGAUCCAGACGUGGUCUCUGGACAUGGACCUCAGCUCCAGCAGAGCAGCUCCUCUCACAUCAGCCCCAUCCCCAUCCGCUCUGCAGGAUAACUCCUCUCAGGACACACAAUCAUCAGCUCAUGAUGGUGAUUCGGUAAUUAUUGUAAAUGAGCAAAAGGGUAAAAAGCAAGACAGCUCAAGUGUGCCAUGUUUCCAAGCGGAGUUAUGGAUCAAAGAAUUGACUAGUAUGUAUGACUCCCGGGCGAGAGAAAGACGGAGACAGAUAGAAGAGCAGGAGGCCCUGGCUGCCCAGCUGCUGCGACAGCGCCUGUCUGAAGAGGGGCACCGUAGCCCAGAUGUGGAGGUCCACGUUCGAGUUCCUUUGGAGAAAGAGGUUCCUUUGACUCUUGUGAUAGAAGAACCGAAGCCCUUGGAAGAGAAACCAGAAUUCCCUGAACUCACAGAGGAAAUGGAGGCUGAGGUGAACAGGGGGCUGAGACGAGGUAAUCAUGAAGUUUUAAGUGAGGGUUUUGGUCUCAGCCUUACACGCAAAGACCUGCAGACACUCAGCAACCUCAACUGGCUCAAUGAUGAGGUGAUCAACUUUUAUAUGAACCUGCUGGUGGAGCGAAGCAAGGACCCCAGCCUGCCAUCAGUCAACACGUUCAACACUUUUUUCUAUCCCAAGCUGCGCAGCAGUGGCUACUCUGCUGUCCGCCGCUGGACCAAAAAGAUGGACAUCUUUUCUAAAGACAUCCUACUGGUUCCUGUCCACUUGGGGGUGCACUGGUGCCUCUCUGUGGUGGAUUUCCGUAAAAAGGCUAUAAUGUACUUUGAUUCCAUGGGAGGAAACAAUGAUGAAGCAUGCACAAUAUUGUUUGAUUACCUGCAACAGGAAAGUAAGGACAAGAAAGGCAAAGAACUGGAUACCUCAGGCUGGACUCUGCACAGCAAAAAGCGCAAUGAAAUCCCACAGCAGAUGAAUGGUAGCGACUGUGGAAUGUUCACAUGCAAAUAUGCAGAUUACAUUACCAAAGACAAGCCAAUCACAUUUACACAGAAACACAUGCCCUACUUCAGAAAAAGAAUGGUUUGGGAGAUUCUGAACCAUAAGCUGUUGUGAUAUCAGUAUGAGGAUUGUGAACUUGUAUGCCAUGACGAUGGCUGAGCUACUCUCAACAGCAGGAUCUACGAUCUACGUACAGUAGUCCUGUUCUGGGAAAGACUUGCACACCAGCUGAUCAGAUCAGGAACCAGCUCUGCUACUCUGCAUCCUCUACCGUCUGUCUAUCUCUCAACUGAUCUUAGAUGAUGGGAUGUUGCUGGAGCACCAAGCACUGCCUCCCAGUCCUUGUUUUGUUUUUUGGUGCACCCAUGGAGCAUCCGUAUAGCAGCUGAAACGCUGCAUGUUUUGUAGUGCCCAGCCAGAAUUGUACAGACUUGCAAACCAUACUCUGAGCUGCAAUGUUCAGUUUAAUGCAGACAUAUAAUGUUUACAUGUUUUGAUCUUACAGGGAGAUGAGCACAUUAUGCUGCAUCAUUUUUAUAACAGUAAUACUACAUUUUGGCGUCUCUGUCAAUGUUUGAUACUUUUGGUACGUUCAAAGGACGAUUUACUUUACCAUGUAAACUUUGAAUGGCCUCUAGUCUUAAAAAUAGUUUCUUUGUAUUUAGUCAUGAGACCUUUUUUCGUAAUAUGAACAUUUUACCUAAAACAGAACUAUUUUUGUAAUUAGUUUGAUUAAAAGGCACACAAGUCUUCAAACAUUGCCUCAGAGUAUGAUUUAUAACGAAAUAGAAUGUUUUACCUUGCCACGGACCUGCAAGUAUAAAAACAGUCUUAGUUACACCUUAAAACACCAGGAUAAAAAAAUGUAUGUUAGUCUUGAUAAAAUAUUGUAAAUUAAGGUUCAAAGUCUAUUUUAUGUAUGUCAGAUUCUUCUUUUACAGCAACUUUUGGGCACAUUCAGUCUAUUUUGAACUGUGUACAUACUUAAAACAUAUACUGGCUCUUGAACAGUGUAAUAUACUUUUUCUUUACGCAUUUCUUAUAUAUUUUUUAUCUAGAUUCAAGUGUGUUUUAGAAAAUAAAUUCUUGUAUUGUGACUGUUCUUUGUGAAUUACCUCAAAAUCAAUUGGUUUUGAUAUAAAAACUGUCACAUUUGAUAAACAUGAGAACCUGGCCAUGUG